AUGGCUCAAAAAGGGGUACAAAAAGAAAUAAAUGAGAUAUCGGAUUUGUGCAAUUUAAAGGAAACAAUGCAAAAUGCCGGCCAAGAUUCUGAUACAGAAAAUGAAUUAUUGAUUCAGCCAAGUGAUUUACAAAUAGAGAUGGAUGAAAAUUUUGAAAUAGGAUCAUUUAAUAAAAGCAGCUUGCCGCUUCUGGGAAAUGAGACACUCGAUGAGAUCUUGGUUGAUUUUAACGUGCAAGACAGUUAUAUACCUAUUACAACCUCUGCUGAAAUACAUAAUCCGAAUGAUAGUCCAGCCAAAUCCAUUGAUUGCCAUCCAUCGCGCUCUAACACACCCAUGCCUUCUGAUUUUAUUUUAUUCGGAACAGAAUCGCAGGAGCUGGAUCCUAUUCCUGAAGAUAAUGUUAUGAGUUCAUUUAGGCCACAAAUCACUUCACCAUCUAUUUUAGGCCCUGAUACUAGUGCAACAUCAUCAGCAAGUGGUGCUUCCAGUGAAUGCUCUUCACCUUCGUCAUCAGUUAUGUCUGGGAGAAAACGACGUAAAUUUACAAUUGAUGUUACAAAGAAAAGAAGGAAAUGCAACAAAGAAAAUUGGAUCGAUACAAAAAGAAAAUUAUUACAAAAUCUUGGUAAAAAACACUUAUCACGGAAAGGUAAAGAACAAAAAGGAAAGGAUAUGAGACCGUCGUGUGACAACUGUAAAUUUAAGUGCGACACAAAAAUAAGCGAAGAAAGCCGAAAACAAGUAUUUGAUUUAUUUUGGGGAUUAGGUAAUCAUGUCAAACAAUGGGAGUUUAUUGGCAAAUAUACAAAACGUCACAUGAAAAGAAGAAUCACGACUGAUAACGAAUCAAAACGUACUCAGAGCGUUCAUUAUUUCCUACCUUUACUAUUAAGUGAAAAUGACAGCACUGUAAAAGUUUGUAAACUGAUGUUUAAAAAUACUCUUUCUGUUAGCAAUCAGUUUAUUCAAAGCGCUAUGGAUAAGUACGAUAAAACUACAGGUUUUUGUGAAGAGGACCGACGAGGUCGUCAUGGCAAGCAAACAAAACUGCUGACUGAAACUGUCAUUCAAAGCGUAUGUGAUCACGUAAAAAGCUUUCAACCAGUAGAGUCUCAUUACACCCGCAAAGAUACCAAUAAACUGUACUUAGACAGCUCUUUAAAUUUUAGUAUCAUGUUUAAAAUGUACAAAACAUGGGCUGAAGAAAACAACCUCACAGAUAUAGUUCAAACAUUGAGGCAGUACAGGGAUGUUGUUAAUUCCCACAUGAAUGUAGGCUUUUUUAUUCCAAAAAAGGAUCAGUGCGAUCAGUGCACUGCUAACAAAAAUAACCCACCAAAUGAAUCACAAGAACAAAUAACCUUUGCCAAACACAUUCAAAAUAAAAAUGUGGCUAGAUCUUUAAAAGCUGAAGACAAGCAUCAUUCUACAAACAGUCCUGCAAACAUAGGAGCUGCAACAUUUGAUUUUCAAAAAAUCCUUAACUCUCCUCAUGGUGAAGUUAAUUCGUUUUAUUAUAUGAGAAAAUUAUCAAUAUAUAACUUUACCGUCUUUGACAUGGGUCUGAAAAAAGCCAUCUGCUACAUGUGGGAUGAGACAACAGCUAGAAGGGGAUCCAAUGAAGUUGCUAGUUGCCUUUUCGACUACAUAAAGAGAAAAAGCCAAGAGGGCGUAAAAGAUAUACGUUUAUGGUCCGACAACUGUGGAGGACAGAACCGAAACCGCAUAGUUUUCGCUAUGUAUCUGUAUGUAGCGACCGUUUUUGGUGUUCGUAUUUGUCAUAGAUUUUUAGAAAAAGGCCACACGCAACAAGAAGGGGAUAGCGUACAUGCGUUAAUCGAACGAUCCUCUAAAAAUAAAGUGAUUUACUCGCCUCAAGAGUGGUAUACCUGUGUACGCUGGUGUAAAACGAGUGAUCAACCCUAUGAAGUUGUGGAAAUAAAUCAAAAUGAUAUCUUGGAUUUUAAGUCAAUUCUUAAUCAGUACAAAUGGGUAAAAAAUGAAGACGGUGAUAAAGUAAAGUGGAAUCAAGUACGCGAAAUUGUUGUAGAAAACAGUCAACCCGAUAAAAUAUUUUAUAAUAUGAUUUGA
Spodoptera exigua (beet armyworm) is the source of this 2094-nucleotide messenger RNA. The record is from the annotation of a GenBank genome assembly. NCBI's taxonomy places the organism in Eukaryota, Metazoa, Arthropoda, Insecta, Lepidoptera, Noctuidae.